Molecule: messenger RNA, 627 nt
Organism: Caenorhabditis remanei
Lineage: Eukaryota; Metazoa; Nematoda; Chromadorea; Rhabditida; Rhabditidae
Exons: 2
Coding region: 1-627 (208 amino acids)
Source: RefSeq, a predicted model, not a curated record
AUGUUUAUCUACGUUGAAUACGCUCAUAAACUUCUCCUAUUGCCGAUAGAUUUGCAGUUCCUUGGAACCGGAAAAUUGGUCUUCAGAGAUUGUAGAAACCUAGUCGAUCGGCAUCUCGUUCAACUUCUUUCCAAUGACGAACUCGAUGCAUCUCAUGAAUCCCUCGCACUCCAUGUAACUGGCCAACUCGAGAAUCGGCUUCAACUCAUCCACACUCUUCGCGUUGGCCUCCGGAUAGUCUUCUGGCUUCUUUUCAAAAUCCAUUUCAGCUGGUGGCGUGUACUUGAGCAGAUUGUCAAACACGAACUCUCCGGCCGCCUUUGGGAAUGGAAUAUCGAGUGGAGUAUUGAUUUUGAUGUCAGUCGUCGUCCAAUCCGGAUUCUUUCCCGCGAUGGCUUUCAUGAGAACUGGACUCUUUUCGAUGAUUUCACGCUCCUUGAUGAUGGAUGGAUUCUCAGAAUCCUUGAAGAGAACCGCCACUUCACAAAUCAAAUCCUUCACAAGAACUUUGACCAUUCUCAAAUUCAGGAGCACGCUUCGGAACACUUCACAUUUCAUAUACUUUGCAAGUUCCAGAACUUGAUCCAGAAAGUCUGUUUCAACUCCUCGAAUCUCUGGAUAUUCUGA